GGGGCUGUUUCCGUCAAACAACUGAUUCCAGGAUAUCCUCCGACCAAAUGUUGGCUUUCGGCACCAAUGCCUUCAAACUACUUCUAGCAUUCCCAACAACGAAUCCAGGGCCACAACGGGGGCCAUGGCCAGACUGAGGCUCCCCCAAGGAGUCAAGAAAACCCUCAAGUUAUCCCAAUUUGAUUAUCUCACUCGUAAUCUGCACCACUUUGCUUAAAAAUGGACAUAAUUACUUCUGUAUUUGUCAUCCAAAGAAAACGAGGAAAAGGCGAUUUGUCACAGUGGGGUCUAUUUAAUUUUCCUCUCCUUCUAAAGCGUGUAAAAUGCCUUCACAUGUAGCCAAACCCCCCAGGAAGGCCAUAAAAGGUUACAAAAAAAUUUUCCAAAUGUUGGCUCCCCGGAAACAACUUGAGUUUGUCUCCUUCCCCACGAAAACGGUUCUGAAUCAGCCAUUGAGCAUCCCUAUUAAUUGAGCUGUUAGUGGAAGAAUAUAGCAAUGUGAUUGAUAUUAUCAUGAUUGGCAGAUGAAGGCUGGAACUUCGGGGGGGGGAAUGGAAAGAAAUUAAUUUUACAUAAUGAAAAUAGAAAGUACGUACGCAUUUCAAAAUUCAAAAGGGGGUCACUAUAGGGCAGCAGCGUAGCUGGGGCGGGGGUCCACGUAUAAUAAAAAUAGUUGUUACCCCACUGGAAAAAAAAUGAAUUGUGCCGCCCCACACUGCAACAGAUAGCUACCUCCACUCGCUCUAGUGAAAACCUUCAAGUUGGCGGCGGCGCAAAGGCGGACGCUCCAGGGGGACACCCCCACGAGAGGCGUCAACAAAAGUAACAAUUGUUUUUUUAAUAAAGAGAAAAAGGUAUUUUUGUUCAGUUUCAUUUCCCCUCUUUCCAAAAGCGUGGGAAAAGCCUCCAGUAUGUAACCUCACCUCUCAGAAAGGCAAUAAAAGGUUUCGUGACAAUUUCCCAACCACCCCCCCCCCCAAAAAAAACCUUAAAAAUCCCCAGACUAACAAAAUAGUGCGGUAUCCUGUAUACAUCUUUUCGUUCUCGUGUGCCAACGUACGUGCAGUCGUAGUCUAGUCUGGCUGCAAACAUUGAGCCAUUAAUUUUAUACGUGAGAGUGACGGGUGAGAGGGGAACUCCGAACGGCUAAAAAUAAAUCUUCUAGUACUAGCCUUUUACGAGACGAUAUUGCAAGAUACUUUAUAGGGGACGUGAAAUGUAAGGGCUUAGGCCUACUUGGGGCCUGCACAACAUGAUCACUCGUUACAGUGCAGUUACCUAUGGUGGCGCUGGAGGGACAUCAUCAAUCGUGACGUAAGUAACACCAUGGCAUCCCCUGCGAGGUUAAAACCACAGCCCAAACCAAGAGCCAGCAAACGGAGCAGUGCUGCUGCUCCAGCACCAAAGAAUGAUGAGUACGCAGAGCCUAAGGACACAAAGGAAGAAGUCAUCUAUGCCACUCCUGGUGAAGCCAAUGUGUAUGACAUCCCUCAGCGUGGCAACAUGUACGCCACUCCUAAUCAGAGUCCAACUAGUACCAGCCCGGUCCACAGCAGCAAACCAGGGUCUCCCGCCAUGGAGUGGGAUGGAUACCAGACUCGGAUGUCCCAGGACAGUCACCGGUGGGAUCAGACCCCACCAGAGAUUCCCCCUUUUGACUUAGACUUGGAAGAUCGGGAUGACGCAGGCUCGGAAGACUCCGGCGAGGUCUGUUCAGGUCGCUGCUCAUCUUGUAAAGCCAUCUUGCAGCCGUGCAUGACGCAGUACAACCCCUUACCCGACAACCCCACCCUGUGCGGGCGCCUGAAAUACGCCCUCCUCUGCCCGCCCCACGGGAGGGUGUCGAGGGAUUUGACGCUGGUUCUGCUCAUGUGUCUGUCCUGGGGUGUGGUGUUGGGUGUGACCGGGAAUGAAGCACUUCCAGGGGGGACCUUCUUCGCGUUGUAUGUAUUGACCAUCUGCUGUGUGUUUGGAGGAUUUUUGGUGAAACUUGUUCGACUUCCACCUUUAUUAGGCAUGCUUAUCGUUGGCUUCCUACUCCGUAACGUCCCCCGUAUCAAUAUCGCCGUGGACAUCGACAAGGAGUGGUCGUCCGCCCUCCGGAGCGUUGCCCUAGUUGUGAUCCUACUGCAGGCAGGUCUGGGCUUGGACGCCAAGGCGUUAAGGAGUCUCAGCAUGGUGUGCCUGAGGCUGUGCUGCCUGCCCUGCCUGGUGGAGGCUUGCGUGGCUGGCGUGGUCUCCCACUUCCUCCUGGGGUUCCCCUGGACGUGGGGCUUCAUGCUGGGCUUUGUGCUUGGUGCCGUCACACCGGCUGUUAUAGUCCCUUCCUUGCUGUCUCUCCAGAGUCGAGGCUACGGCGUUGCUAAAGGCAUUCCGACCCUGGUGAUUGCCGCGGCCAGCUGCGAUGACAUCCUAGCCAUCAGUGCCUUUGGGGUGAUACUCGGUGCUGCCUUUGCCACAGGCGACCUUGUCUACAACAUACUACGAGGACCCCUGGAGUUGGUCGUGGGGGUCGCGUUUGGCUGUCUAGCUGGAGUGGUUCUGUGGUACCUACCAGACAGAUACCAGAAAUCUUUUGUCAUGCGGCGCACCUUUCUGCUCUUUGGCGGGGGGCUGUUUGUCAUCUUCGGCAGCGCUGCAGUGAAGUUCUCUGGUGCGGGGCCCCUCGGCUGUCUGACUAUGGCUUUUGUGGCAGGAUACGGCUGGAGAAAAAGCAAGGAGCCUGUUGUAAAGAACAUUGAUUUCCUGUGGGUUAUCUUCGAGCCAUUGCUGUUUGGACUAAUUGGUGCAGAAGUUGCCGUAGAAACAGUGCAGCCAGCCACUAUCGGCCUUGGACUGGCGACGUUAUUCAUCGGGUUGGUUGCCAGGCUAGUGGCCUCAUUCCUCGCUGUCUUCAGAGCCAAAAUGAAUCUCAAAGAGAAGAUCUUCAUUGCCCUCGCUUGGCUGCCUAAAGCAACUGUGCAGGCUGCGAUUGGACCUGUUGCUCUUGACACAGCCAUCAAGCAGGGAGCUGGCAAGGAGUAUGAGGAGCUGGGAACACAGUUGCUUACUGUCGCAGUUCUCUCCAUCCUGGUCACGGCUCCCCUGGGGGCCAUCGCCAUAGCGUUGGCUGGGCCACGCCUCCUCAGCAAGUCUGUCAACGAGGUGCCCAGAGACAACAACAACCGCCGACCUAUAAUCCAUCUGGUAGGGACACCCCCAGAGAGCGAAGUCGUGGAGCUCUCCCCCGUCAGCCCCGAGCCGGAUCAUUCCAAUCUGCUGGAUAGGGGGGCCAAGGCUGCCCGAAACGAUGAAAGCGUUUGAAGAAUUUGUUCAGUCCUGACUGCGCCAUGGAUGAAACACAGAGGUGAUGUGUUCUGAAUUUAGCACUGGACUGAGAGAAUUGAAGGAUGACAGGGUAUUGCCAAUAAUUCCCACCGUUCAAAAACUUUCCCAGAGCAAUAUUAAUUAUGACAAUUAAAUAAUUGCUUUGUCUGCGUGUAAAGCCGUUUCCGUGGAAAUGAUGAAAUUUUUCUGUAGAGUUUAAUAUGAUGAAGCAUUCUACUUUUGGUCUUCUAAUUGGUUUAAGUAAGCAAAAGAUGAUUCAUUAAGAAAUAAUUCACUAAAGGUUGUAAAUAUGAUUUCCCUACCAACGUUUCAAGAGUCCAGCUUGUGUGAAAAGGAAGUGAAGUGUUGUAUUUACAGCAUAAGGGCCACCGCUGAACGGACAAAUUUACUCGGACAGUACUCUUGGUGAAGGAAUUUUUUUUCAUGAUUUGUCCUAAAGGUGCGCCACAAAGACAGUUAGCCAGCUGAGACAUUUUUUUCAAAAAAGGGCAAUGGGCAUGCAAGGAGAAAGCAGCUGAAAUCACAAGAGCUUGAACGUGUUCGGCCACUCUGAUAAGGCCAACCUUGCACGCAAACACCGAUGUUCUCAAAUGACCAAUGGUACACUUUCGUUUUUGAGCAGGAGGUGUCGGAUUACCCAACUUGCUCACUCUAUGCCCCAUGAUUUCAAGCAUCAGUCAAGGUCGGGACAAAUAUGGAAACGGCGUGUACUUUGUUGGCUGUAAUGAGUGUAUAGUACUAAUUCUUUGUGAUGUGGCUCAUUAACCUCUUUAACAAAUUAAUUUUCUUGGGCAAAGAAAUAAGUACUGUAUUAUGCUUUGGCCAUUAAAACGUACUUUAGUCAAUUUGUGUAACUUUAUUCAUCUCUUUAUAAGAGAGUAGUGAUAACAGGUGGUAGCCUCAUUGUUGUAUGAAAUCUAGUGUCUGGGUCAGUGACCUUUACCUCACUUUACAGUAUUCGUGUGUUGCUUUCGGUGUUUAUGAUUCUGAAUGUGUGAAUUUUUUACUUAAUCGAUGUCAUUGUACUGCAGACUGGCUAUUAAAUGUUUCAACCUAUUUCCACAAUUUGUCCAUGUAAAUAUUGCAUAAUGCUAUGACUCAGAUGAACUAGUUGUGGUUAAAGUUUAUUCUGCUUUGUGAGCUGUAAAUUUUAUCUUUAAGAAAGUGUAUUCAAAAUUCCUCUUCUUUAUUUUGUAUACAACCAUUAAAUAUGAUAUUCUAGAUCAGGUAGGCCUAGAUGAACUAUGAACCAAUAAUUCGGAAUUGUGGUUAAAAUACUAAUGUUUUUGAAAAAAUUUAGAACAUAAAUGCCCAUCUUAGGGCAAAAAUUGGA
This is a messenger RNA of Acanthaster planci (crown-of-thorns starfish), 4660 nucleotides long. RefSeq names its product sodium/hydrogen exchanger 9B2-like. Gene Ontology annotation, biological process: proton transmembrane transport. Gene Ontology annotation, molecular function: antiporter activity. NCBI's taxonomy places the organism in Eukaryota, Metazoa, Echinodermata, Asteroidea, Valvatida, Acanthasteridae. The record is from RefSeq and is a predicted model, not a curated record. Gene Ontology annotation, cellular component: membrane.